GUGAGCUCAACUCGUGGGCCCCUCAUCUCCUUCCUCACCUCGUUUCUCUUCCAAACCAAUCAAAACAAAGCUUUUUUCUGAAAACCAAAAACCCUACACUGAUUCUCAUGUUAAUCCUCCUCAAUUCAACCUCUAAUGGCCUCCAUAUCCUAUUCUUGCGUUUCCGCUCCUUCCUUAAUUCAAUUUCGCUCUCGAUCGCCUAGGGCAUAUCUCGAUUUGUUAAUUUUCUGUUUCUGGCAGAUUUAGGUGCUGAAUUCGUCAUGGAUGUCGUCGUCAAGCCAGAAUUCGAAUCCACAGUCGUUUUGCGGGAUCAGCCUCGCAUGAUGCGGGAAGUUUCUGUUGUGAAUGGUUACAUUGUUUAUACUCGAACGAAGAGGUACAUGGAUUCGUGUAACGGUUUUUCUGAAGACGGAAAAUUCAAGAGGUUGAAGGCAUUUGCAGAGGCAGAGCAUUCAGUUAAAAUGGAGAAUGGAGUGGAUUCCGAGCUGAAGAGCGAGCCUCCAGAGGUUGUGAUGAGGUCAUUCAGGCGGUGUAGGCAAUCGGCGUUGAAAGAAAAUGUUGACUCUGGUGAUAAGACCGGGACUGAGUCUGAAGUAGCAAAUGGUAGCAGCGCAUUAGCAGCUCCGAGAAACAAGUUGGAGUUGAAGAUGUCGAAGAAGAUUGUGGUCAACAAGAAGCCUUUGACUAUCAAGGAGCUCUUCGAUACAGGCUUGCUUGAUGGGGUCUCAGUUGUUUACAUGGGCGGCAUUAAGAAGGCUUCAGGAUUACGGGGUGUUAUUAGAGAUGGGGGAAUAUUGUGCUCAUGCUGUCUGUGCAAUGGGCACCGGGUUAUUCCACCUUCCCAAUUCGAGAUCCAUGCUUGCAAACAAUAUAGGAGGGCAGCACAGUAUAUUUGCCUCGAAAAUGGGAAGAGCCUGCUUGAUCUAUUGAGAGCAUGCAGGGGAGCUCCGCUGCAUAAGUUGGAGGCGACAGUUCAAAAUUUUGUUUGCUCUCCACCUGAAGAAAAAUAUUUCACGUGUAAAAGGUGCAAAGGAUGUUUUCCUUCUUCAUGUGUGGGAAGCGUGGGGCCAAUAUGCUGUUUUUGUGUGGAAUCAAAGAAAUCUGAAGAAAGUUCGAACGAUGUAGUUGGCAAAAGAGUCAGGUCCCCUAGACCAGUGUCGGUCUCCAAUCCAUCCAGUACUUCUGAGCUGUCUAUCUCUUCACAAAUUAAGAGACACUGGAAGAAAAGAACAAAGUCAUCAAAAAGGAUUAGCAGUUCAAAUUCUUCCAACAGUGCCUCUGUGCCUAUUCUACCCCGGAAGAAAAUUCUGUGGAAGAUGGAAAGAAAGUCACUGUCAGUGAAGUUGAAGAUCCCGGAAACUACGUCAAAUUCGAAGUGUUUAACUCCACAAAAUAAGAGUCAAUGGAGGAUAACUAAGAAGGAUCAGCGGUUGCAUAAGUUAGUUUUUGAGGAAAAUGGAUUGCCUGAUGGAACUGAAGUAGCUUAUUAUGCACGUGGACAGAAAUUGCUUGAAGGUUUCAAAAUGGGCUCUGGAAUUGUUUGUCGAUGCUGCAAUACUGAGGUCAGCCCCUCACAGUUUGAGGUCCAUGCAGGUUGGGCUUCUCGCAAGAAACCUUAUGCAUAUAUUUACACGUCAAAUGGGGUGUCACUCCAUGAGUUAGCUAUAUCUCUCUCAAAAGAUCGAAAAUACUCUGCAAAAGACAAUGAUGAUAUAUGCAUUAUUUGUUGGGAUGGUGGAAAUCUGUUGCUUUGUGAUGGAUGCCCAAGAGCAUUUCAUACAGAAUGUGCAUCUCUAUCAAGUAUUCCACGUGGUGACUGGUACUGUCAAUUUUGCCAAAACAUGUUCGAGAGAGAAAAGUUUGUAGCAUACAAUGCCAAUGCUGUAGCAGCUGGAAGGGUUGAAGGAGUGGAUCCAAUUGAACAGAUAACAAAUAGAUGCAUACGCAUAGUCAAAGACAUUGAAGCUGAGCUUAGUGGAUGCGCUUUAUGCGGGGGUGUUGACUUCAGCAGAUCUGGAUUUGGUCCACGCACAAUAAUACUGUGUGACCAGUGUGAAAAGGAAUAUCAUGUUGGCUGUUUGAGGGAUCACAAGAUAGCAUAUUUAAAGGAAUUGCCAGAAGGGAAUUGGCUUUGUUGCAGUGAUUGCAUGAGAGCACAUUCUACUUUGGAGAACCUUUUGGUUAGGGAAGCUGAGAGACUCCCUGAAUCUCUCUUGGGUGUUAUAAAUAAGAAGCUAGUGGAAAAAGAAUUACAACCCAUCAAAGACAUUGAUGUAAGAUGGAGGCUUCUUAAUGGCAAAAUUGCUUCUCCUGAAACUAGACCAUUGCUUUUGGAGGCUGUUUCAAUCUUUCAUGAAUGUUUUAAUCCUAUAAUUGACGCAGCUAGUGGACGUGAUCUUAUUCCGGCCAUGGUUUAUGGAAGGAAUGUGCGGGGUCAGGAGUUUGGAGGAAUGUAUUGUGCAUUAUUAAUGGUCAAUUCAUGUGUGGUGUCUGCGGGCAUGCUUCGAAUUUUUGGCACAGAUAUUGCUGAACUCCCUUUAGUUGCAACAACUAACAGGAACCAUGGAAAGGGUUAUUUCCAAACACUCUUCUCCUGCAUCGAGAGGCUGCUGGCUUUUUUAAAUGUGAAGAACCUUGUGCUGCCAGCUGCAGAAGAAGCAGAAUCCAUAUGGACUGAUAAAUUUGGGUUUAGCAAGAUGAAACCAGACCAGCUUACCAACUACAGAAAGACCUGUAAUCAAAUGGUGACAUUCAAAGGGACAAAUAUGCUUCAUAAAAUGGUGCCACCAUGUCGGGUCAUCAAUAAUCAAUCAUGACAGUUUUUUAUAGGAAAAGGUCAUUCAUGAAAGGGGAAAACCCCUAGUUUUCUCAAUUUCCUUUUCCCUCUCUGCUUGUUUUAUAUGUGUAUAAAUUUUUGGCUAGUUGAAGCCAUUCUUGAACCCGUUCCUGCCAAUUGUUUAAACAUAUUUAAUGUCAUAUGUCCAUUUUCAAUUA
Messenger RNA from Gastrolobium bilobum, 2994 nucleotides. RefSeq names its product increased DNA methylation 1-like. The transcript is spliced from 20 exons. The record is from RefSeq and is a predicted model, not a curated record. Bases 261 to 2816 code for a protein of 851 amino acids. Lineage: Eukaryota; Viridiplantae; Streptophyta; Magnoliopsida; Fabales; Fabaceae.